This is a messenger RNA of Rattus norvegicus (Norway rat), 6440 nucleotides long. RefSeq names its product GDNF family receptor alpha 4 (gene Gfra4). Gene Ontology annotation, cellular component: extracellular region; plasma membrane. The record is from RefSeq and is a predicted model, not a curated record. Lineage: Eukaryota; Metazoa; Chordata; Mammalia; Rodentia; Muridae. Gene Ontology annotation, molecular function: signaling receptor activity; glial cell-derived neurotrophic factor receptor activity.
CCAUGUGGGUGCUGGGAAUUGAACUCAGGACCUCUGGAAGAGCAGUCAGUACUCUUAACCACUGAGCCGUCUCUCCAGGCCCUGUAUAACCAAGAAAGUGAAAAUUAACAUAGACCUUAGUGUUCAGAAACAGAUUUCUGUUAGAGCAUGGCCUGGCUCUUGUGCUGACUGCGUGUGGGCAUCCCGGGAUACAGGGUUAGCUGGGAAGCUGUGACUACAUAGUUCUAGUCCCUUCCAGACCUUCUGCAGACACUGCUGCAUGUCUGGGACAGUUGUUCCAGCUGCUGAACAAGUUCUGGUGGAACACUGUCAGCCUGCUCUGGGGUCACAAUCAUGUCACUGUUCCUCCUCAGUAUUUGAAGGAAAAUCAUUUUUAGUCUCAGUGCUGUAUAAAUAAAUUCUCUCUAUAAAAUCAAAGGCUGCGUUGCAUGGAAUGAAAUGUGUGGGGAACAUUUUCUUCCCUGCUCAGGCCUCUCUUCCUGGCAGGGCUCCAACAUGUCCUGGUCUGCCUGCACCAACUCCAGGCUAUGGUCAGCUGACUGCUUACCUGGCGUGUAGCCCUCCUUGGCCCUGCGUUCUGCCAGUCCCCAAACCUGGUACCAGGUCAAUGCACUGAGCCAACCCCUGUAAUAGUAAUCUCCGGGGGUUUUCUAUGUCCCUUUUGCUCCCAAAUAACUGUAGAGUAUUUCUAUGCCCACUCUAGCCCUUUUUAGCUCCUGAAUGAAGACACAGAGACCUCGAAUUUUUAUCAAUAAGUUGCACGGUCUAAUAGCUGGGAAGGGUCUUAUCUUGUCUAACCUGGCUAGGCUACCUACUGCCCAGCCAAAUGCCCCAUCACUUGCCAUCUGGCCUUACUCUGGCUCACUCUGGUCUGUGUGUCCUCCUGGCUGCUUUCCCAUGGCGAAUCCUCCAGGUCUUUCCACGUCUCUCCACAGGGUCCUUCUCUACUCUCUGGUCUCCUUUGGUACCCAGUGACUGGGAUUGGAAGUCCCUCCUUAUAUCUUCUGCUCAGCUAAUUGGCUGAUCAGCUGUUUUAUUAACUAACUAAUCAGAGGUGAUGGAAAACACAUUUUCACAACAUUGAGAUCUAGAGAUGCAGGCUGGAGAGAUGGCUCAGUGGUUAAGAGCACUGACUGAUAUUCCUGAGUUCAAUUCCCAACAACCACAUGGUGGCUCACAACCAUCUGUAAGGGUAUCUGAUGCCCUCUUCUGGUGUGUCUGCAGAUGGCUACAGUGUACUCAUAUAAAAUAAAUAAAUAAAUCUUUUUAAAGAGAGAGAUCCAGAGAUGCUAUCUUCCAGACUGCAACUAGAUGUCUGAGCAUAGAACUCAGCAUCUGAAUACACAGCGUACAAGACCAUCCCCUAACAAGCCCACUCAGGAUUGACCAGCAGUUGCUAAGGUGUGCCCUGCCUCGCCCUGCCCCACCCUCCACACCUUCAAGGCUCAUCUGGAGGAACAGUUUCCAGCAACCAAGUUUAUUGCUCCUAACUCCAGUUCUGUAAGAUUUGGUGCCCUCUUGUGGCCUUGGGUAGCAUACAUACAGGCUCAUAAAACAAACAAAUGCCCACACGCAGUCAGCACAAGAGCCAGGCCAUGCUCUAACAAAAAUCUGUUUCUGAACACUAAAGUUUAUGUUAAUUUUCACUUUCAUGGUUAUACAGGGCCUGGAGGGAUGGCUCAGUGGUUAAGAGCACUGACGGCUCUUCCAGAGGUCCUGAGUUCAAUUCCCAGCACCCACAUGGUGGCUCACAACCAUUUGUAAGGGGAUCUGAUGCCCUCUUCUGGUGUGUCUGAAGACAGCUACACUGUCUUUUUUUUUUUUUUUUUUAACAGCAGCACUGUGUCUUAAUUUGACCAGAAGAAAAUGUAAGACGAACUUAGUAGAAAUAGCCCAGAAAAUAACUAGUCAGUAUUCUUAUCAAGAAUGGGGAUAAGGGGGGGUUGGGGAUUUAGCUCAGUGGUAGAGCACUUGCCUAGCAAGCGCAAGGCCCUGGGUUCGGUCCCCAGCUCCGAAAAAAAGAAAAAGAAAAAAAAAAGAAAAGAAAGAAAGAAUGGGGAUAAGGUGAAGGGGAAGUUGGGACGGGCUUCCCAAAAGGGUUGCUUCCUUGCUCAUGGGAAUGGCGGCCAGGUGGACUGAGAAGGUAAGUAAAAGGGACUUGGGAGUCAAAAUGCCCCACUCUGAGCCCCUAGGCAGAUUUGCAACUCUUGGUUACCCUUCCUGUCCUGGAGUUAGAUGUCAGCUUGUGCUCUGUCAGCUUUUGGCCUCUCCAAGUUUUGGUCUGUUUUUCCUGGACCAUCAAUUCUUCACCUUUCCCACAGAAUGAACUUGGCUAACACAGAAAUUCAGCUACAGGGGUUCUGGGGAGACGACUUAGUCGGUGAAGUCCCACACAAGCGUUAGAGCCCAAGGUCAACCCCCAGCAUUACCAUAAAAAGCUGAGGGCAGCAACCCCACUGGGGGUGAGGAUGGGGACCCAAGGGGGCUUGCUGCCAUCCCAGCUAAAACAGAGCUCCUGACACUGCUGCUGGGCACCUUCACCUCACCCUCCACACCCCACAUUACUGUUUAAAGGAAGAACACAGACUUAAAAAAAAUAUUGAGAGUGCCUCGUAUGGCAUGACAAAUUUAGUGGGGAUUCUGAGUCUGAAUUUUUUCAUUUUAUUGAGAGAGAGAGAGAGAGAGAGAGAGAGAGAGAGAGAGAGAGAGCGAGCCUUGUCAGAGGACAACUUUAGGGAGCUGGUUCACAUCUGCCAUAUGGGACAGACUGAACUCAGAGUGUCAGGUUUGGUAGCAGGAGCCUUUAGUCAAUGAGCUCUCCUGUCACCCUUGUUUCUGAGACAAGAUCUCAAUGUAGCUCUAAGUCCUGAUACUUCUGCCUUCGACUUGACAAGCGCUAGGUUUACCACCGUGUCCCAGGUCUUGGGACAGAGAAAGGCCAUGCAUGGGAGACCUUUAAUGGUCUAGGCCUCAUCGUGUACUAGUAUUCCUUCCCAAGUGUAGAUCCUUGUGCUUUGCUAUGUCAGAGAGCUGAGUUUAGAAGCUGGGGAUGGUGUGUGUGUGUGUGUGUGUGUGUGUGUGUGUGUGUGUGUGUGUAGCACCAAUGUCUCUACAACUUUUCUACACGUGUAAAACCAGUAAACAAAAAACUGACAAUAAAGUUAUUAAGAAGGAAGAGGAACAAUUGAUUUCCUGGAGUUGUAUGCAGUCGGGGUGUGUGUGUGUGUGUGUGUGUGUGUGUGUGUGUGUGUGUGUGUGUGUCUUCCUAAGGAGAUACAACAUGCAUGCCUCUUCAUUUCAGAUAGGCAACUGACAAUGGGCCAGAGACAUAAAUCCAUCAAAGUCCAACUUGGCAAAUAUUUAUUUUGGGGGAUUUGUUUUUUAUUAUUAAUUUUACUUAACUAUUUAUUUGAGUUUAUUGGGAUUACUUACAGGGGCAUGAUUGUCAUCAAAACACCCACCGAACCAUUGGGGGUGACCCUAGUGCUCCCCGCAGGACUGGCAGUGCCUGCCCGAAUGUCUUCUUUCAGGGGUUGUCUAUAACCUUGAGAAGGGGCCUUGUGAAUCUCACAUGUUUCCGAUUUUCUGGACCUGUAAGGUUAAUUCUUGCUUAAUUUUUGAGUCUCAUGAAGCUCCCCCUCCCCCCUCCCACGAGGACCCGUUCCCACUAGGAGCCGACUGCUCGUGUACAAAAAGCAGUCCAGCACUCUGAAUCUAUCGGGUUAAUUCCAGGCCCUGGCUUAGUGGCUUUGGAUCUACCUGAAGGUGCUGUCUAGGGGUGGGGACAGAGUGAAGAGAGCAGGAUGUUACUUCCUCUCAGAGGCCAGGAGCACACCUGCCGGCAGGUGCCCGCUACCCUCCAGGCUUAGCAGGUUCAAGGAAGAAGCACCAGUCCGACUGGGCCUCUGCCAAUCGGUAUGGCCUGCUGCUUGGAGUCUGCACUGCUGCUGUUGCUGCUGCUGCUGCUGCUGGGUGAGAACCUGUCUCCUCCCUGGCCCCUGCCCUCUCUGACCCUGCUCCUCAGGCACAAAGUGAGAUUGCAAGAGUGACACCGGUAUCAAUGUGCCCCUGCUGUACAGUGCCGUGCACCCCAUCUUUGGGUUCAGCUGAGCCACCCUUCACAAAUCUAGCCUUACUAUCCGUGCCCCAGGAACUUUCUUUUUCCUCUCCCCCUCCCCUGCCCUCAAUGUGCUCCUCAGAAGCUCCGGCUCUUGGGAGUUUUGAGUCCCACAGCUGAUGUUCUGCCUCCCAGCACUGCCUCUUCUCCACCAGGGGGAUCACAGGAAAGGAUUGCUCUGUGGGGUGUGGUGUAGAGAAUGGAUACUGGUAAGCUUUAAGGCAGAGGAGACCUAAGAGCUGAGACAUGCUAUGUUGAGUGGAGCGUAUUUACGGGUGCUGAAUGAGAGGCCAGGCCAGGCAGUUUUAUGGAGUCUUGGAUGCCAGAGAGGUAAGGAGGUGGGAAAGGAAGUACUAUAAACCUGAAUUUGGUGACUUGGCUGGAUUUGCAUAUGUCCAGUGCCAAGUUCAGACAUAGCUGCCGGGUUUACUGAUGCUACUCUCCCAAGGUCAGGCAUUCUAUUUUCCCCUGAAUGGCUUUUCAUCUGUGACUUAUCUACAUCUUCACUGAAACUACUGGUAAACGUCCAGGUCUGUCUCAGGGCGAAGUCCUAUGGUCUGCCAUUAAGCCUCAGUGUCCUGUCAGGUGAAGCUGGGGAGGAUGGAAGGGGUCCAGUAGACGCUCUGUGAUGCAUGUGCCAGUUCUGGAGAUGGUGGUGGAGGCUGAACCUGAGCUUCUGGGGAACCUCCGAGUACUGCCUCCAUUCACGACCUGGGUGGAUAUCCCUAGGACCUGCCCAUGCCCGCUUCCUCAGGAAAAACGGGUCACGCCUAUGGGCCACACUCUCUCCCCUUGGGUUUGGGUAUCUGCCCCCAGCCCCCGCCAAAUUCCGGGGUGUGGAAUGUGGAGAACCAAGCACAGAGGGCUGCAGCCUGCCCUCCCCUCACCAGGGUCAGCGAGCUCCACUGAGGGGAAUCGCUGCGUGGAAGCAGCCGAGGCGUGCACAGCAGACGAGCAGUGCCAGCAGCUGCGCUCCGAGUACGUGGCGCAAUGCCUGGGCCGGGCGGGCUGGCGGGGACCCGGGAGCUGCGUGCGCUCCCGCUGCCGCCGUGCCCUGCGCCGCUUCUUCGCCCGCGGGCCUCCGGCGCUCACGCACGCGCUGCUCUUCUGCGGAUGCGAAGGCCCCGCGUGCGCCGAGCGCCGGCGCCAGACAUUCGCGCCCGCCUGCGCGUUCUCCGGCCCCCAGCUGGCGCCACCUUCCUGCCUGAAGCCCUUGGACCGCUGCGAGCGAAGCCGCCGGUGCCGGCCCCGUCUCUUUGCCUUCCAGGCCUCAUGCGCUCCCGCGCCCGGCUCCCGCGACGGCUGUCCGGAGGAGGGGGGCCCGCGGUGUCUGCGCGCCUACGCAGGCCUUGUAGGCACCGUGGUCACCCCCAACUACCUGGACAACGUGAGCGCGCGCGUUGCGCCCUGGUGCGGCUGUGAGGCCAGCGGAAACCGGCGCGAAGAGUGCGAAGCCUUCCGCAAGCUUUUUACAAGGAACCCCUGCUUGGAUGGUGCCAUACAAGCCUUUGACAGCUCGCAACCAUCAGUUCUGCAGGACCAGUGGAACCCCUACCAGAAUGCUGGGUGCUGUUUCCUGCGGGUAGGUAUGGGGAGAGGAUGUGGAGUUGGCAGUUUCUCAUCGUUCCCUUCUGUAUUUACCCUUCUCAGGCAGGCCAAGGUGGAGGCCUGAGUGGCCUGAGAAGAGAUGGAGGCAGAAACGGUCCCCGUUUUGUCCCAAGGUGUCCUCGAUGUCCAUACUCACUGCCCUGGCUCUCCAGGCCCUGCUCUAAUUAGGAAGGUGAACCAUGGACAACACAGCUGACUGCCAUGUCUCUGGAUUAUGCUCACUGAACUGAAACUCCCUUGCCCUCAGGUCUGCUGUCCUUUGCAGUUCUGGACCCCUGCAUGGCUGUCUCCUGGACUGGGAGCUGGAGGCUAGGGCCCGACUGUUAGGUUCCCCUGUUAGUAGGCAUCUCACCUGUUUUCUUCACCAUCCUUGAGAUGAUGGUAGAUGAUAUUUAGCACCUGUAGACAGGGCCUCAUUGGGCCCCUUGGGCUUACAGAGCAGAACAGAGACUAGCCUCCUGCUCUUAGAAUUGGGUAGUGUUCUUUUCCAAGAAGACAUGGCACUAAGGUGAUCAUAUGAACAGACUGACAGACUGCAGUCUAAAUACCCAUGCCCCAGGGCCAGCGCUGACCUUGCUUGUCACCUAUGACAUGGCGCUGUGUAGGGAUUAAAGAGAGAGAUUCAGGUCCCUCCUGCUGGACAUCCCACUGGCCUCCCAGACUCUCCCAGCACCUGCAGUGGCACAGCAGCUCAAUAAACCCAUGUGCACUGAGA